Messenger RNA from Tigriopus californicus, 2928 nucleotides. Its product is annotated as MAM domain-containing glycosylphosphatidylinositol anchor protein 1-like. Gene Ontology annotation, cellular component: plasma membrane; neuronal cell body; axon. Lineage: Eukaryota; Metazoa; Arthropoda; Copepoda; Harpacticoida; Harpacticidae. Gene Ontology annotation, molecular function: axon guidance receptor activity; protein binding. The record is from RefSeq and is a predicted model, not a curated record. Gene Ontology annotation, biological process: synapse organization; homophilic cell-cell adhesion.
GGUGGUUCAGCCUCGUCUUCGCAAUCAGUUUCAAGCGAACCGUCGUUGUGAAGAGUGACGUACAUAUCUCGGUUUCCCUUGGGAUGUGACCUAAAGAAAAAGGCAAAUCAAAACCCGACAAAGAAGACGUGUUUUUGAGUUGGUUCUAAUGCUCCGAGGUGUGUGCAAAUCCCCGACAGUGUUACCAGCUCUAUUUUGUAAACAACAUUGAUUCGACGGCCAAAAUCUAACAGAGACGAAGAGAGAGAUCCUCGAGCGUGGUUUGGUGGAUGAUUGAUUGCCUCUAUUGGUGCGGGUGCCUCGAAACGAUAACGAGAAGACUCCUUUUUCUGAUCCAAGUAUAACAGCUGCAAAAAAAAGUUUUUGGGGUUGAGUUUGGAAAAGGACCCAAGUCGACAAUCGAACGUCGCGUUUUCGUGGAGGAGGGAAGGCAAAAAGGAAAUUGUGGAAACUAUUGGUUUUCCUCCGGUUUUCCUUUGCGUUCCAUCGAUCUGUCGUAAAAGAGGUCGCCGUAGUCGUCGUCGUCGUCGUGGUUGUUGUGGUGGUUGUGGCGGUUGUGGCGGUUGGGUGAUUCCCCAGAGUAGCAUACUCUCUCCAACAGCACACGACCUUCUUAAGUUCAAGCAAUCAAUAGGCCACGUUUUGGCCAACAAUAUCUCAAGUUCACUUAAUCAAGGCCUUUUUACUCACUUGCUCGCCCUCAUUCACAGCCAAAAUUUACUUCGAGGGUCCACACUUCCCACCAGACGAGAGGAGUGAAAAACAGUGCCAGUGCAACUGUCUCACAAGAAAGGGCCCAUGGGACAGUUUCAAGUUCCAAAUUUGGCCCUAAACUAAUCUUGUCCGGUCCGUUCUUGAGCAUUUUUUCUGCUCCUCGUAUUAUUGUCGUGUCCGUUGCAAAAAUGAGAUCGUGUGCCACGAAGAAAGACUGUCGUGAUCCAGGUUAUGUGACUUCAAAUUCCCAAAACCAUGCAAAGACUCUCGGUCGAAUACGGCAAAGCGAGACAAAAGAACGACGAUCCCGGCUCCAGCUGGCAAGUGGUUCAAAUCGGACCAUGAGGUCAGCGGGUCUCCUUCUUCCAAAGCAUUCCAGGACCAUUAUGGACUCCAGUGCGUGUACAGAUUCCGCCAAUCAGACAGUGAGCUCAAGCUAUCGUGGAACAAACAAGUUCUUCAAAUAUGCGUUCCCGUUAGUUUUACUCCAUUUGUGCGGCAUCACUCAAGGACAAUCCUAUGGUACGACCAAUGGGUAUUACGAUUCCCAUGCACCGGUGCGGUCCUACCCGAAUAUCGCCCCACAAAUCGUGUCUCCCGACCAGACCUUCCGAUCAGAGCUCGGUGAUCGCUUGGUUUUGCCGUGUCAAGUGGCCAAUCGAGACAAGUUUGUGCUCAUGUGGAAACAGGGCAGUCGUUUGCUCACGGCGGGUAAAAUGGUGGUUCGCAAGGAUUCGCGAAUCCGCCUCCGAGACGAUUUCUCAUUGGAGAUCGAAGAACUGCGAGCUGAAGAUCAAGAUACUUACACAUGCGAGAUCGACGUCCUUGGCAAGCCCAUCUCCAUCCAGCAUCAUGUUGAAGUUCUCGUCCCACCCGCCGUUCAGGCCAUGCCUCGUGAUGGGAUCGUGAGUACACGCAAGGGUGAUGAUGUGACGCUCCGUUGCAGCGGGAGAGGCAAUCCUAAUCCUCGGAUUACUUGGACCAAAAAGACUGGCAUCCUCCCUUCGCGAAAAACCAGCCAGGAGGGCCUUUCCUUGCUCUUGGAAGAUGUUGAUCGAGGCCAUGGGGGCGUUUACGUGUGCACUGCUACAAAUGGUGUCGGUCGACCGGCCAUGGCGGAAAUCAACGUCCAAGUUAAAUAUCCACCCGAAAUCGAAAUCGAACAGAAUUGGUAUCAUCGGGAGGGGAAAAUCGAGGUCGAACUCAAUUGUAACGUUUACGCGAGGCCAGAGGCAGAGGUGUUCUGGUAUCGCCGUCAGAAGAAGCUCCACGAGACAGAUCGUCAAUUAUUCCAGAGCAAACCCAAUCGCGUCACCUUGCACAUCAGACAAGUAAAUCCCACAGACUUUGGAAACUACUCUUGUCGCGCGGAGAACUCACUGGGCAAAGCCAGAACCUAUACUUCACUCUCGGAACCUACCAUCAUGGUCUCCAAAGAGGGGAAAGGAGCGAAAAAAGAAACUUGUUCUAUCAAGGCUGUGAUAUCAAGUCUGGCUGUGAAAAAAAGGAAAUUAUGAAAAAGCAGAUGAACAUUUUGCAUAAUCAACCCACCAAACCAGAAAGAAGUAAAGAGGCUCGCUUUCCCUUCCCCAAGUUCGUCCUCGCGAGUGUUUCGAUGUUGUUUUCAUUUCAUUAAGAGCUUCUUCUUUGGUGGUGGUCCAAGCCCAAAUGUCACGCUUUUCCACCACUGUUCUUAACUUCUCUUCUGCCACUACCACUACCACUACAUACAUCCCUGUCUUCUGUUCUCAUUGUCAAUUUUUGAAAAGAUGAGGAAGGGUGCAUGGAACCGUUAAAAGAGUAGAGAAAUGAAGAUGGUUUGUUAGGAGGGUAAACGAGCCUCGUUUGAUACUACAUAGAUGAUAGUCUUUUGUCCACCGUGUGGAUGGGAGAUGCGUUUUUAUCCUCCAGUUGUGUUUGUGUGUGUCCUCUUUUAUUUUUGAGCCACUCAAGGACCUUCAUCAUUCUGGGGGAUGUGUUUACAGAAGAAUCAUUGUCCGACCAUUUGUAUGUCGUGCUCGUAGAUAAUUCGAUUCAAGAAUCGUUGAAGGACACCCUCUUUCACUCUCUCUGACUCUCAUGCACACAUACACACACACCAGGUACAUCACUCUGUUAUUAUAAGUAUUCCUACUAUAUAGAACUACUACGUGCUUCUUCUACUAAUACUACAUAUACAACUGGUUCUGUAUUUCGCACAGGCCAAUCCUAUUC